This is a messenger RNA of Dunckerocampus dactyliophorus (ringed pipefish), 5487 nucleotides long. RefSeq names its product nicotinamide phosphoribosyltransferase 2 (gene nampt2). Bases 1204 to 2685 code for a protein of 493 amino acids. The transcript has 12 exons. NCBI's taxonomy places the organism in Eukaryota, Metazoa, Chordata, Actinopteri, Syngnathiformes, Syngnathidae. Gene Ontology annotation, biological process: NAD+ biosynthetic process. Gene Ontology annotation, molecular function: nicotinamide phosphoribosyltransferase activity. The record is from RefSeq and is a predicted model, not a curated record.
GUGAACGCACCGCAGUAGUGUGACGUUGCGUCAGUAGAAACGUCUUUUUUAUUACUUCUCCGACGCUGUACAGGCACCACAUCCUAGUUUUCCUAAGUUAAUGCUGUGCGUGAAUGCAUAAAGUACCACAGCACAAUAGCCUUAUAAAGACCACAGUUUACCAGUGCUUGCUGCCGCUUAUUGACCAAAGCCACCAAACAGAGGACAACCUGCCGUGUUCUUUGACUUGAACACACAUCUAUACCUUUGACCGCUCCAAACCAGUGCAUCCUUGGAGACAUCUCAACUCCCUAAGAACCCUCUCCGUUUCAGUGGGAUAUCUAAAUUCAUUCCUCCCAGUGAUUAGUUAGGCUGGGUUGGCUUAUUAAAACUUAACAAAUAUAAAAAUGAGCCAAAUGAGACGGCUCACCAAGAUCCGACUCCCCUCAAAGAGCCAUAAAUCCCAUCUCUACUUCAAUUUCCAGGUGUCUCCAGCCAAGCCAGGAAGUCAGAGUCCUCCAAAACAGGAAAAAAAACACACAACAUUUGCACUCAAGAAAAAAACAAACAAAACAUUACGACAACAGUUGAAACUCCGGAAAAGGAAGAAAAUACUAAAACCGCUUCGCCCACAAGCUGGUCAUGACCACCGUGCCACCGGUCAGUUUUUAGCGCCCCUAGCGGUAGAAACCACUGGUUAGUGCCUUGGAUAGACCACUGUAUCGGCUACAACCCCAUUCACGACGGUUCAUGGAUUGUGGCCAUGACAAUGUCAUUUUUCUACCCAUUUGUUAAAGUGUUGGGGAUGCAUUCAUUUCCUACCUUUUGUCAUAGUCAGGCUGACAAGAGGACAAGACAAACACAAGCCAAACAUGUAGUGCAGUAUUAGAAAUUCAUUUACAGACCCUUCAAAAAACCCAGUGUUCCUGAAAGCACCAAUGACGUAACAAAAUUAGACUGCAGAGACGUGAGCGUGGCCACGCUAACAGAAGCCCGCCCUCGUCCACUCAAAAUGACUGCUGCUGCUGCUGCUGAUGAUGAUGGUGAUGAUGGCGGUUGAUUCGCUGUCUUCCCGGGCGCUUCGAUGAAAGAGCUUGUUAUCGUUGGAGAAAUACUCGCAUUGAAACGACUGGCUUUCGACUUUAUUUGACUUUUUGUCUAUGUUUUACUUGGAGGACAAUACACUGAAGGGACGUUUACGUUCAUUCAUUAGUUACAACAACAAUGGCAGCUCACGACUUUAAUUUCUUGCUAGCAACGGAUUCCUACAAGGUCACCCACUACAAACAGUACCCCCCCAACAUCAGCAAAAUCUACUCCUACUUCGAAUGUCGUCAUAAGAAAGGCUCCCAGUUUAAUGAAGUGGUGUUUUUUGGUCUCCAGUAUCUGCUGAAGAAGUAUCUCACCGGCCAAGUGAUCACAGAGGAGAAGAUUCAGGAAGCAAAGCUGUUUUACCAGUUACACUUUAAACAAGCUGUGUUUGAUGAAGAAGGUUGGAGAAAAGUUCUUGAGAAACACAAUGGCCGACUUCCUAUCCGGAUAAAAGCCGUGCCUGAAGGCAAGAUCAUACCCAGAGGCAACGUCCUCUUCACUGUGGAAAAUACAGACCCAAGCUUCUACUGGCUCACUAACUACAUUGAGACCAUGUUGGUUCAGAUGUGGUACCCCAUCACAGUAUCUACAGUAUCCAGAGAGUUUAAGAAGAUCCUGGCCAAGCACCUAAAGGCGACUUCCGGGAGCCUCGAAGGUCUGGACCUGAAGCUUCAUGACUUUGGCUAUAGAGGCGUCUCCUCACAGGAGUCUGCGGCUCUAGGUGGAGCGGCUCAUCUCGUGAAUUUCUGCAGCACUGACACAGUAGCAGGCCUUCUCAUGGCUCAGCGAUACUAUGGAUGCCCAAUGGCCGGUUUUUCCAUUCCAGCUGCUGAGCAUAGUACUAUCAUCUCCUGGGGCAAAAGUAGGGAGAAAGAAGCAUUUGAGCGCGUGUUGGAUGAGUUCUCUUCUGGGCCAGUCUCUGUGGUCAGCGACAGCUAUGACAUCUUCAAUGCAUGCAAACAUAUCUGGGGACACAAGCUGAAGGAGCGCGUCAUGGAGCGUGGACAGGACUCCUGUCUCGUUAUCCGCCCUGAUUCUGGAGACCCUGCAGAGACUCUUAUUGAGGUCAUCAAGAUCUUGGAGGAGUGUUUUGGAAGUUCUCUGAACUCUGUGGGAUACAAGGUGCUGCCUUCAUGUCUACGAAUAAUCCAGGGGGAUGGCAUUGACCUCAGUUCAGUGGAUCAGAUUCUUCAGAAGCUGAAUGAUGAAGGCUGGAGUGCAGAGAACGUUUUCUUUGGUUGUGGCAGUUCUUUGCUUCAGAAGCUCAACAGAGAUACGCUCAGUUGUGCCUUCAAGUGCAGCUAUGUGGAGGCUAAUGGAAAGGGGAUGGAUGUAUAUAAGCAACCGGUGACAGACCCAUCUAAGGGCUCAAAGAGGGGUCGUCUUUCACUGAGAAGGAACUCCGAUGGACUUCUGGAGACUAUUGAGAGAGGAGCUGGCAAACCUGAGGAGGAUCUGCUGGUGACCGUGUUUGACAACGGCUACCUUGUGCAAGAUUACUCCUUGGAGGAAAUCCGCAAAAAUGCGCGACUGCGGGAUGAGGAGGUGACACCUACCAUGCACAACCACCAGGAGGAGCUGCUGCACAACCACAUACUCAAUGGAAUUCAUUAGCUCAGCCACUAAACCUCUCCCUUGUGAACCUCAGUGUAGAAUUAGGUACCCCGGGAAGAGUAUACACUUUGUUAAACAGUUUGUUUUUUUAGGCUGAGAGACACCAAGUACUGCACAUUGGAAAUGAAGCGCACAAUAACAGUACUGUCUCUUGACCAUUGAGACUAGUUCACGUGUUGGGAGAUUCAACUGAAGACUAAAGCCUUGUGCCCGGGACCGUAUUUUACUACACUUGCAGUAUCAUGACAUCUAUAUGCUUUUUACAUUUACUUAUUACUCUUAGGAAGUAGAAGCAGCAUUUUAAACCAAAAAAUAUGAAAAUAUUGAAUAUCAAUUGACUUGUAUCAACCAAUUACAGGAGUAGUAGUUGUAGUCUUAGCAGUAGUAGUGGUGCUACUUCAAUCAGUGGGUGGCAUACUGUAUAUAUUUUUUAAAGUGCAACAAGUUUAUUUGCAGACCAACUGUCUUCAGCAGGUCACAUUUCAUCCACAUGAAUAGAGAGAGCAUCAAGUGCCUCCCUGGAUCCACCUCUCCACGUUUUAUGAAGAUUUUAAAAUUGGUAGUUUGAUAUGAUUUGAAAUGAAAAAAAAUCUCUGAACAUUGUGAUCACAUGAUGGGUAGAUCUUACAUCUUGUUAUCCUGUUACAUUGACAUCAUGAUAGCACAUAGAGAGGUACUCACUAUAUGGAAGCAACCUGUUUAAACGCUCAAUGCUGUGAAUAUAAUGGCAAGCUUGCUGUUUAUUUGAAGCACAUCGCCUGCUUAAUAGUCGAUAUUCUUCCUGAAAUCUGUCACCAAGCACAAGAUGAGACAGUUGUCCAAAUGAAAUGUGUUCCUGUGUCAGUUGUUUAACUUCUACUUCCCACGGAACAAUUUUAUUUAUUUUUUCGUCCUUGUAUAAGUAGUGAGACAUCAUAGCUUAACUCCAGAUAUGCAGUCCUACAAGCACAGCCAGCCCUACCCAAUGUGGCGCCCGAGGUGAGAUUUAAUACCAAAUAAAUCAGAUUAAUGGGCCUCAUUCACGAAACGUUCUUACGCACAAAUGUGUUCUUAAAACCUUCUUACGAAGAUUUUUGGCAUUCACGAAACGUGUUCUUAACUCACAGUUCUGACAUCUAAGAACAAAUUCUACGGACGCUCAGGAGGACUCUUACGCACAAGCAAAGCUUGCACUUUCAAUACGCAAUCGCCCUCAUGAUGGAUUUUGGAACCCGAUCCCCAAAAAUGUAGUGCAAAUAAAAUAUCCCAACAAUUAUUUAUCACCCAAACAACUAAAAUAUACUCCAUGGAUAAAUAUAUAUUCAAAUCCCAAUUCAUCAAAAAAGUAGCUGGCUGGACGUGCGCUGCGCAGAGAGAGAAUGUAAAGGGACCAUUAGAUUUAUUUGCUGAAAGCCACGAAUAAUUGAUGUCCCGCUUCAGGCUUCAGGCUUCCCUCUCUGUUCUUGCAGGUGUUCAGGAUCAUCAGAAUAACAUCGCAAUGAAACGUGGUGUGCCUAUUGUGCACGGAGCACCCCCAGAUAACGACAUGCGCCCCCAGCCACGUCUUGAGCCAGAGCACGGGGCUGCUGUAUUAAUUAGGCAGCGUCUAAUCAAAUGUAACCACAGAAAAAAAUACAUUGCCACACACAAACUCUGUAUUUUGACUUUAUUUUUCCAUCAUGAUUGUGUAAAAUAUUUUGUAGAGUUUCCAAAAUGGUUUAGUUUCUGAUUCAUGGCCCACCUCCCGUUUCCUCCAGAUCCCUCCGGUGCAGUCCAAUCUUUUUUUUGAGUCUAUUUUAAGUCAAACCACUUCUUUUUAACCUCUGCGGUGGUGCGUUUCUCCGUGCGUUUCUCCGUUAUGUUUCCUGCAAUGGUGCUCCAUGCCGACUCUUUUUGGAUGGCCUGUAUCCGGUGGAUACACUUGAAAAUAAGGUGGUCUUAUGUUCGGUCACUCCUUGUAAAAGCACCUCUAUUUCAGUAGAAUUGAAGUUUUUCUUUCGUUUGUUGUCCAGCUGCUCCUCAGUCUUGCCCUUGCACGUUGCCAUCUCCGCCUCCAGCUGCCUGUUGCGCACCGCACAUUUUUGACCUUAUAUAGGAAAUAAUAGGGGGUGACCUAUGCAAAUGAGGCCUUACAUGCAGUUGGCAUUCAUCAACCUAAGAACACCGGUGCGAGCGAUUAUCCCUACUUAUGAACGUGUCGUGAAUGUGGCGCAGUUUCCAACCCGCGCCGUCUUAAGUACACUUCUUAAGAAGACUUAAGAAGAUGUUCGUGAAUGAGGCCCAAUGAAACCCGACUCCUGCACACUAAAAAAAACAAAAACCUUUUAACCUCAAGUAACUUGAAAUAUUGAACAUAAUGAAUUGGUUAAUUAAUUUGAUAGUAAUUCCAGGUCAAAACGAGUAUUAGCAUGGUGACAUUUUGAUAAAGUUUCACAUGAGCUCUGAUAAAUGGCUAAGUAUUCAUCCUACAUAUAUUUUAUUCUAGUUUGAUGUUUGAGCUUCACUUUUUGUCCACUCAGGAUGGCUAUGAUUUAAGUCUGCAUAUUAAUUUAAUACCAAAUUGAAGGGGAACGUUUAACAAUUACGAUAAAGCAGUAUUACAAUUACGAGAAUACACACAACCAACGGUGAAGCCUCAAUCACAGUAACAGGUUUUCACUGCUGCGCAGUGUGGGGAUUGGAAUACUAAUAUUAAUGAACUAUUCAAGAUUAAACACACUUUAUGCACAAAAUAAUCAUCGAUCUUAUUUGUUACUAUGACGCGCACACAGCAAUGAACAACUUGACGCUCUGUCUCCUUGCUGCUCCGUUCUCGUUGCGCCA